Messenger RNA from Selaginella moellendorffii, 3555 nucleotides. Its product is annotated as probable phospholipid-transporting ATPase 4. The record is from RefSeq and is a predicted model, not a curated record. Gene Ontology annotation, biological process: phospholipid translocation. Gene Ontology annotation, cellular component: plasma membrane. Gene Ontology annotation, molecular function: ATPase-coupled intramembrane lipid carrier activity; magnesium ion binding; ATP hydrolysis activity. Lineage: Eukaryota; Viridiplantae; Streptophyta; Lycopodiopsida; Selaginellales; Selaginellaceae. The transcript is spliced from 10 exons. Bases 1 to 3555 code for a protein of 1184 amino acids.
AUGACUGGUGGCAGAAAACGUGUAAGGUGGAGCAGAUUAUAUUCAUUUUGCUGCGGCAAACCUUCUGCAGUGAAGGAUUUUCCACCGACAGGUUUCUCAAGGGUAGUAUACUGCAACCAGCCAGGAAAACACAAGGCUGGUCCUCUGAAAUACCUCUCCAAUUAUGUCUCUACUACUAAGUACGACGUGAUCACAUUCUUCCCAAAGGCGUUAUUUGAGCAAUUCAGAAGGGUGGCCAGCCUAUACUUUUUAUUUGCCGCAGUUUUGUCACUCACGCCCUUAACUCCGUUCUCUCCAGGCAGCUUGAUCGCACCUUUGAUCUUUGUCAUGGGUAUAAGCAUGCUUAAAGAGGGACUGGAAGAUUGGAGGCGCCAUAAGCAGGACAAAGAGGUAAAUUCUCGGUUGGUUUUGGUUAACUGUGGAACUGGAGAAUUUGAAUUAAGAGAGUGGCAAGAUGUUACUGUUGGGGAUAUUGUGAUGGUUCGAAAAGAUCACUUUUUCCCAGCUGACCUUUUCAUGCUAUCCACAAGUUACACAGAUGGAAUCUGCUAUGUCGAAACCAUGACCCUUGAUGGUGAAACAAAUUUGAAGGUGAAGCAGUCACUAGAAAUCACGGUUAAAAUAGUUCACGAGGAAGACAUUGAGAAAUUUGAUGGAAUUGUGAGAUGUGAAGAUCCAAAUAACAGCUUGUACACAUUUAUUGGAACACUUGACUUUGACGACCACCUUAGUUCUCUUGGGCCCCAGCAACUGUUACUUCGGGGAUCAAGACUUCGAAACACAGACUUUAUAUAUGGGGUUGUAAUAUUUAGCGGUCAUGACACGAAGGUCAUGCAAAACGCUACAGACCCUCCUUCAAAACGAAGCCGCAUUGAGAAAAAAAUGGACUACAUCAUCUACAUCCUUUUCAGCGUCUUGUUAUUAAUUGCUACUGUUGGUUCUCUUUUCUACGGCAUAGUAACAAAAGAACAAAUGCCUACAUGGUGGUAUAUGUCUCCUGACAAGGCGCAGGUGUUUUAUGAUCCUCGACGAGCAACUGCUGCAUCAUUUCUACAUCUAGUUACAGCACUUAUUUUAUAUGGGUAUCUUAUACCAAUCUCUUUGUAUGUCUCAAUCGAGAUUGUUAAGACAGUCCAAGCCAGUUUUAUCAACUGGGACUGGCAAAUGUUUCACGAAGAGUCCAACAAGACAGCUCAAGCACGAACUUCCAACUUGAACGAGGAACUUGGGCAAGUUCACACCAUAUUAUCUGACAAAACUGGAACUUUGACAUGCAACUCUAUGAAUUUUCUCAAGUGCUCAAUUUCAGGCACGCCCUAUGGUCGAGGUGUCACGGAGGUAGAGAAAAGUAUUGCAAGAAGACUUAGCAAAGAACAAUGGGAAUCUGAAGACAUUCAAGAGUCUUGUUCCGAAGAUGAUAAUAACGACAAGUUCUGCUUGUCUUCAGAAAAAGUCCAGACGAAUGCUCCCACUAUUAAAGGAUUUAACUUCAAGGACGAACGCUUAAUGGAAGGCAACUGGAUAUAUGAGCCCAAUCCUCAUUCGAUACGGCUUUUUUUUCAACUGUUAGCAGUUUGUCACUCUGCUAUUGCCGAAGAGGAUGACGACAACGAAAUCCACUAUGAAGCAGAAUCCCCAGACGAAAAUGCCUUCGUUAUAGCUGCCAGAGAAUUUGGUUUUAUUUUUUUUAAAAGAAACCAAAGUAGUGUCAUGGUAUGGGAACCGGAUAUAGAUCUUGACACAAAGCUGGAAAGAGAAUAUCAAAUACUGAAUCUUCUUGAGUUCAACAGUACAAGAAAAAGGAUGUCUGUAGUAGCUAAGGGAGAAGAUGGACAAAUUAUUUUGUUCUGCAAGGGUGCUGACAGCGUUAUCUUUGAGCGACUUGGUGCAAACGGUCGCCAAUACGAAGAAGCUACUCGAGUGCACCUUGGUAAGUAUGCAGAGGCUGGUCUAAGAACACUAGUGCUGGCAUAUCGAAAGAUCGAGGAAACCGAAUACAUCAGGUGGAAUGAAACGUUUCAAAAUGCCAAAAUUACUGUUGGCAUUGAGCGUGAGUUGUUACUAAACAAUGCAUCGGAUGAACUGGAGAAAGAUCUUGUUCUUCUGGGUGCCACUGCUGUAGAAGACAAACUACAAAAAGGAGUUCCAGAAUGUAUUGAGAUCCUCGCACAAGCUGGUCUUAAAAUCUGGGUUUUGACAGGUGAUAAGCUCGAGACUGCUAUCAACAUUGGCUAUGCUUGCAAUUUGAUUAGACAGGGAAUGAAGCAGAUUAUUAUAGCCACGGAGCUCUUAAAUAUCUCCUCAGUAGAUGCUCCUAGAGAGAUGGAAGAAGUUGCUAAGGAUAAAGUUCAGGAACUUAUUAUGUCAGGUUUACAAGAUGUAGACUCUGAAAAAAGUUUAAAUACAGUAUUUGCAUUGAUUAUUGAUGGAAAAUCUCUCACAUAUGCGCUAAGUGAGGAUUUGAAAUUGAGCCUGCUUAAGCUAGCUAUAAAAUGUGCUUCUGUAAUUUGUUGUAGAGUCUCACCGCUUCAAAAAGCUUUGGUGGCAAGGCUUGUUAAACAAGGGACAGGUAAAAUUACCCUGGCCAUUGGAGAUGGAGCAAACGACGUGGGCAUGAUUCAGGAGGCACAUAUUGGUGUUGGUAUAAGUGGCGUAGAAGGCAUGCAGGCAGUUAUGGCUAGUGACUUCGCAAUUGCUCAAUUUAGCUUUCUGGAGCGUUUGCUAAUUGUUCAUGGACAUUGGUGUUACAAAAGAAUUUCUUCAAUGAUCUGCUACUUCUUUUACAAAAACAUGACAUUUGGUCUCACUCUUUUCUACUACGAAGCGUAUACAUGUUAUUCUGGACAAACGGUAUACAAUGACUGGACUAUGUCCUUGUUCAACGUAAUAUUUACCUCCAUUCCUGCAUUGGUGCUUGGCAUUUUUGAACAAGACGUAUCUGCAAGAGGGUGCCUACAGUUUCCUGCUCUUUAUCAGCAAGGACCUAAGAACAUUCUAUUCAACUGGUCUCAAGUUUUUGCCUGGUUUACCAACAGCAUAUAUAGCUCCCUUAUCACUUACUACUUCACCUGGAACAUUUAUAAGCUUCAUUCCUUCAGAAAGGACGGGAAAACACCAAGCCUGGAUGCCUUCGGUACAAGUAUGUACACAUGCAUUAUCUGGAUAGUUAGCCUUCAGAUGGUGUUGACAACGAAUCACUUUAGCUGGAUUCAGCACUUGGGUAUAUGGGGAAGCAUUUUCCUUUGGUAUUUGUUUUUAGUUGUCUAUGGAUUUCUCUGCACAUCUAUUUCUACAACAGGUUACAAGGUUUUUGUGGAAGUUAUGCUUCCUAGCCCUGUUUAUUGGUUGGCUACUAUUCUUAUACCGCCUAUAUCCCUGUUUCCGUACUUUACAAUUUUAGCAGCUCAACGUGCGUUGAGGCCAAUGGACAAUCACAUUGUUCAAGAGAUCAGACGCAAGCAAGAUUCUUUUCUGCAUCCUGCCUCCCGGUCGACUUCUAAAAAGACGUCAGUCAGCUCCAGAGCGACAUCACUUCAGACAGCAGAAACUUCUUGA